AUGUCUGCCACCACGAGCAACGACUCGCCUGCCCGGCAAAGGUCCGCUUCCCACUCCGGCUCCGCGCGGAGGCUCUCCCGGGCCAGGUCCUCGUCGAGCUUGCUCGAUGAGUUCUUCCGCCACCCCGAGCGCAGGGCCGUCUGGCAACGCACCGAGGAACGAGCCAACCACGAGCAAGCUACCAAGAUGGAGAACCGCCAGGUGAUGGGCGACCUGGUCGACUUUUGCGCAACCAUGAGCCGCCACCCGACAAUUUCAUGUCCAUUCCCGAGGAGGGCGACGGUCACGAGAGGG
This is a messenger RNA of Parascedosporium putredinis, 294 nucleotides long. The record is from the annotation of a GenBank genome assembly. Lineage: Eukaryota; Fungi; Ascomycota; Sordariomycetes; Microascales; Microascaceae.